Messenger RNA from Cynara cardunculus var. scolymus (artichoke), 1080 nucleotides. RefSeq names its product bidirectional sugar transporter SWEET16-like. The transcript has 6 exons. Gene Ontology annotation, molecular function: sugar transmembrane transporter activity. Lineage: Eukaryota; Viridiplantae; Streptophyta; Magnoliopsida; Asterales; Asteraceae. The record is from RefSeq and is a predicted model, not a curated record. Bases 76 to 957 code for a protein of 293 amino acids. Gene Ontology annotation, cellular component: membrane. Gene Ontology annotation, biological process: carbohydrate transport.
AUCGGACCACCACUUCAACUACAUAAACGUGUCUCUCUUUGGAAGCAAAGAGGAUAUCGCAAAUCCUUAUCUUCCAUGGCAAUCACCAUAAGCUUCCUUCUUGGAAUUAUUGGUAAUCUGAUCUCCAUUCUUAUGUUUGCUUCACCAAUAGGGACGUUUAAGCGUGUCAUCAAGAUCAAAUCGACUGAAGAUUACAAAGGAAUUCCAUAUAUAACGACGUUAUUGAGCACAAGUUUAUGGACGUUUUAUGGGCUAAUGAAGCCGGGAGGACUACUUGUAGUGACCGUGAAUGCCAUUGGAUCGGGCCUUCAACUCAUUUACGUUGUUCUUUUUCUCACGUAUGCUCCUAAACGCAAAAGGAUGCAAUCGUUGAAGUUGGUGGCGGUAUUAAAUAUCGGUUUCUUUGGGGGUGUCGUUGCGGUGACGCUAGGAGCUUUUCACGGUAACGAACGGCUUUUGAUAUCGGGCAUCAUAUGUGCCGGUUUAACCAUCGGCAUGUAUGCUUCACCUCUAUCGGCCAUGAGGACUGUCAUAAAGACAGAAAGCGUCGAAUAUAUGCCAUUCUUCCUCUCAUUCUUUCAAUUUCUCAAUGGUGGUGUAUGGGCUGCUUAUUCUUUGCUCGUAAAAGAUAUUUUUAUUGGAGUACCUAACGGGAUUGGAUUUGUGCUCGGAUCAUUCCAACUAAUCCUCUAUGCAAGGUACAAAAACAAGUCAUCAUCGCAAAAUUCAAAAGAGGAGAUGGAGGAAGAGGGCUCGGUACACCUCUUCAAAAGCAAAGUCGAAAUGCAAGACGUGGAACCUGGACCUGAUGAGCAAACCCGAACUCUUGGAAAAGUUCGAAGCCUCCCAAAUCCAUCUCGACAACAUAGCUUUCAAAGGCUUGCGAAGAUAAAUUCCUUAAGCCCGAAUAAACUCCGUACAAGUUUGUCAAGUGAAAGCGAUGUAAUCAAGAAUUAGCCACACAAGCCACAUCUAACACAAAAGUUGGUCAUGUGCAAGCGUAUCAAUAAAUUAUUAGUUCGGUUAUUACAAAAUCAUAUACGCAAUUUAAUAUCAUAUAUACUGAACUAAUUUGAUUUG